AUGGGACAAAUUUGUAGCAUAGAAGAGCCAGGGUUAAGACCGCAGCCAUUGCAUGGUAAAGCUUUAAGCGAAAGAGUAGCAAAACUUGAAGAUAGAAGAGAUACGACUGAGUCUGAUUUUAUAAUUUUGAAUCAAAGCUCUAUAAAAGACGUUUCCCCAGAUGACAGAAAUAGUUUGGCAAAGUCAUGAAGCGUUUUAUCCUCAAGAAGUACACUUUACAGUGAAAAUGCCCUAGAAGAUAGAAAAAGCACCAGUUUGGGAAAUGAAAUUGGACAAGCUAACGAUGCUAGAUCACAGGCCCAAUCCUUACACCCUAACAAAAUUUUUUCUUGUGCACUGGAUUUUGAAGAAUACCCAGAAACUGUCAGCAAAUUUUGAAUCCCAAUCGAAAAAAUGACUGAAAUUGGAAAAUUCAAUAAAACAUUUGUUCAAAAUGUAAAGCAAAUAAAAGAAAAAGGAUUCGGGGCUUGGAGAAAAAGCAGGGGAGAUGGAAACUGCUAUUAUCGUGCUGUAUUUUUAAUGUACCUGGAAAAUCUGUUUAGCUUUAGAUAUGACUAUACUGAGACGUUGUGAAAUUUGAUAAAUUUCCUUGAAAAUAUGGAUUAUGAGAUUCCUUUUACUGAUUUUUUGGACAAUAAGCUAAAGUUUAUUGCUUAUAUGAAAAUCCUUAUGAAAGUCAAAGAAAGUAGCUAUACAGAUGCAUUCGUUGAAUUUAAGAGAGUAGCACAGGUUAGAGAUUUUGAUUUAGCUAUGAUUGCAACUGCAAGGCUUUUGGCAGCCUAUAAAAUUGCUUCAAAUGACCCUAGCAUAGCACCAUUCAUUUUUGAAGAUCAGGAAAUGAUGAUUAUGCAGAUUCUUACUAUGGGGGAAGAAGCUGAAGGCAUUGCUUUGCUGACUCUGCCAAUAUCUCUUGGUAUUCAAGUUAUUCAGUAUAACUUUUUUGAUAAAGUUGUAGAACAGAAAUUCCCUGACUCCACCCCUUCUCCAUUGAUAAGCAAUAUAUAGGAAAAGCAAUGCAUUUAUGAAAUAGCCUCAAAAUAUAAAAAUUAUUCAAUCAAAUAUUAUGAUAAUUAAUGCUUAUUAUAAUGAAAUCUCUAUCUGUUUCCAUUAUUAAGCAUAGAAUAUUUUAGUUUUUGGGGAAAAAUGAUAUAACUAUUUUUUUCUAACAUAGCCCUUCAGAAAAAUGUAUUUUACUUCCCAAAGGAGUGAAGAAAAUGACUCAAAUUUCUCACCUAUAUUCAUAAUUCGUAGAGGUGGGCAUUAUGAUAUUUUAUGUAAAAAAUCAGACCUGGAGGCUCAAAAUUAUGAUUUGAAAACUGGAACCUAUUUACUUCCCUUAUAA
This is a messenger RNA of Blepharisma stoltei, 1342 nucleotides long. The record is from the annotation of a GenBank genome assembly. NCBI's taxonomy places the organism in Eukaryota, Ciliophora, Heterotrichea, Heterotrichida, Blepharismidae.